Planococcus citri (citrus mealybug) is the source of this 761-nucleotide messenger RNA. It is a transcript of the gene Trs31, whose product is annotated as trafficking protein particle complex subunit 31. Bases 129 to 704 code for a protein of 191 amino acids. Gene Ontology annotation, biological process: endoplasmic reticulum to Golgi vesicle-mediated transport. Gene Ontology annotation, cellular component: TRAPPII protein complex; TRAPPIII protein complex; TRAPPI protein complex. The record is from RefSeq and is a predicted model, not a curated record. NCBI's taxonomy places the organism in Eukaryota, Metazoa, Arthropoda, Insecta, Hemiptera, Pseudococcidae. The transcript is spliced from 4 exons.
AACAUCUUUAUCAGAAAAAUUUCGUCGAAAAGAAAAACAGAAAAAGAGACGAACGAAAAAUUGAUGUUUGAUCUCAGAAAUGAUGCUAUUUUUUGAUCCUGCGCGUUGAUUGAAUAUUAAUCGUUCAAAUGAAUACCAUAACUAUUUCGACAUCUCGUUCCAAAACCAGCAUACUCGAUAAAUCUUUGAGCAAAGGAAAAGGGGAAGUUAGUCUGACGUGUUUCGCUCUCCUAUUCUCAGAGAUUGUUCAGUACUGUCAAAAUCGUUCUCAUACCAUUCCAGAGCUUCAAAAUAAACUUUCAGAAUUUGGAAAAGAUGUUGGAUCUAAACUGAUAGACGUAGUAUUCAUUCGUGAAAAGAACUACAAAAGAGAAACAAAACUACUCAAUAUUCUCAUAUUCAUCAAAUCCACAUUCUGGAAAAAUUUAUUUGGACGAGAAGCCGAUAAACUGGAACAUGCUAACGACGAUGAGAGAAUGUAUUAUUUGAAAGAGAAAGAUCCUCUCGUUAAUAAAUUCAUAUCAGUUCCCAAAGAUAAAGGCGUAUUAAAUUGUGCUGUGUUCACUGCAGGAAUCAUCGAAGCAGUUCUUAACUCAUGUGGAUUUCCUUCCAAAGUGACCGCUCAUUGGUAUAAUGGAACGACGUACAUGAUUAAAUUCGACGAUUCAGUUAUCGCCAGAGAUAAACAAAUGGAUGAAAAAUGAAUUUCCUGCAAUAUAAAUAAGUUUAUACACGUUAUAUUAAUAAAGUUUUAUUACAUA